AUGGCGGGCAAUACCUCGGCGGGAGCUGGUGAAUCUUCAGCCCAAGAUCGUAGCGGCAGCCAAGAUUCUGGUGUUUCGGCGCCAAGGGGAGCGCGAACCAACCAGAGCUCGCUGAUCAAGGAGGUGCUGAAGAAUUUCACCGUCGAGAAGUUCAAUGGUGAGGGCUAUGAUGAUUGGGCCUGGAAAAUGCAAUUGUAUUUCCGUCAGAUCGGUUUGCUGAAACUAAUGAUUGGGGAGGAGCCUAGACCGAGUGACCCCACGCUGCAGGAAGAUUGGGACGAGCGCUCCUCGGCUGGCUACUACUUGAUGUCGCAGAGUUUGGAGCUGAACCAGCGUCACCACGUCAUGCACCUGCUGCCGGAGGUUGAAUGCGGUCCGAAGGCGUGGACCGUGUUGAAGGAGCUGCACGCCCCGACCUCCGUUGUCGCAACGUUGAUGCUGGAGAGGGAGCUGUCCGCGUUGCGCCUGAGCGAGGGAGAGCCGGUGCAACCUGUCCUGGACAAGAUGCGCGACCUCUACGCGAAGUUGGCGACCGCGGGAAUCACCUACCCGGAGCAGACCAAGUGCUUGAAGAUGCUCUCGCUGCUGCCUGAAUCGUGGCUUCAAUUCACGAGCGGAUUGAGCCUGCCGCAGAACCAGAGCUCGUGGACACUCGAGUGGGUGCGGACAAAGAUUGUGGAGGAGGACUUUCGUCUACGCCAACUGAGGGGUGGAGACGACGGCAGCAGCGGCUAUGGGAUGCAAGGGAGCCGACGUGGCAGAGGACGUGGCUUCGGUGGUGCUGGGCGCGGUGCAAAGAAGGACGACGACUCCAACGACCAACAAGGAGGUACCGGUUGGGGUCGCGGUGCGAAAUCUGGACGUGGGGGCAAGUCGGGUGCUGGUGGCAAAAUGAAAGGGAGUUGCUGGUAUUGUGAGAAGGAGGGGCACCCCUGGUUUUUGUGCUAUAAGAAACCCGAUGGAUGGACCCCCCAGAAUCGUCAACAGGAUGGCGGCGCGCGAAGGAACCAGAAAAACGGCGCCAACAUGGUCGCUGAUUCGUCCGACAACAACCCGAAGGGCAACGGUGGUGCGGAGAAGAAGGAGCGCACCGCGGGCCAAUUCUUCCAUGUGGGAGACAAGGGGGAGCAAGGAGACGCAUCUGCCAAGGUUGGAGCAGAGCUGCACCCCCUGGACUAUUGGGUGUUGGACACGGGCGCUGCUUGGACGAUGACGCCGCGCAAGGACCUGCUGGACGACGUACGCGCUGCACCGAUCAAUGAGGUGUUCUGUGCCUCUGGACACGCGCUGAAGGCCAACCUCAUCUCCCUCCGUAAGCUUGCCAAGGCUGGGGUGAGCACUAGCACGGAUGGGGCACGCACGUACAAGGGGCAGCUAGGAAACCGGGUGCUUUGGGAUCUGCACGAGAGCAAAGACGUGUACAGAUCUAUGUGGCAGCUGCCGGCGUUGGCGUGGCACGGCGGGAGGCAGGCUGGAGAGGGGUCUGCAUCCCAGGGGGAGUGCAACGCCGUUGGAGGGGUAGGUGUGAAAGUGUCGACGGAUUGGGCAACGGCACAUCGACGCUUGGGGCAUGUGGCAAUGCCCUUGCUGAAGCAGCUGGAGAAGGAUGGAGCCGUUAAGGGUCUGAAGCUGAACGGACAGCCACCCGAUGAUAACUGUGAAAUCUGUUUGCUCUCAAAGUUUACCCGUUUUCCCUUCCAUAGUGUGGCUGGCAGGAGCAAGAAGCCUUUGGAGCUGGUCCACAUGGACUUGGUGGAGCCGCUGCCGGUUCAGGGGCACAAGGGGGAGCGGUACUUUCUGACCAUAGUGGAUGAUUGGAGCAGACUCAUGUGGGCGUAUCCGCUGAAGCAGAAAGAUCACGCCGCCUCCACGAUUCGGGACGAUUGGCUGCCGUUCGUGGAGAAGCAAGCGGAAUGUGUGGUGAAGCGGAUUAGGACAGACUGGGGUGGUGAGUUCCUUGGAGCUGAAAUGAUGGCCUGGCUCAAGAAGCAGGGCAUCCAGAGAGAGCUGACCACGGCUUAUACCCCACAGUCGAACGGCGUAGCAGAACGGGCGAACCGGACAAUUCUGGAGACAGCUAGGGCGCUGCUCAUAGAAUCUGGGCUGAGCAAUUCUAUGUGGCCUCAUGCUGUCCGGCACGCCACCGUCGCUAGGAACAGGGUGCUCACUAAGGUUGGGGAUGACUCGUGGGUGCCUUUGGAGAGGUGGCUUGGGAGGAAGCUGCCGGUGGACAUGCUGAGGGUGUUCGGUUGCAUGGCAGUCGCCCAUGUCCCCAAGACCUACCGCAGUAAGUUGGGGGCAAGUGCAAUCUGGUGUGUGCAUUUGGGGCUGGCUGCUGAGAGCAAGGGAUGGCUGCUGUGGGAACCAUCCAAGGGUGUGUUGUUUGACAGCAGGGAUGUGAAAUUCAUUGAGGCCAUGAUGUAUGGGAGCUGGGAGAAACAGCCGGAGGCCCGGGUGUCCCAGCAGAUGGAGCAGAUCACCAUGCAGCUGGACCUGACUCCUAGUGUGUGGGAGGAGGGAGAGGAGGCAGCUGCGGGGAAUGGUGAUGGAGAGAAGGUACAGGAGGCACCUGCUGGUGGAGAAAAUGGUGUGGAAACUGGCGGCAGCACUAGUGAAGCUGCUGGAUCCAAGGGAGGAGAGCAGCAGCAGGGGAAAACUAAGAAGCCGAAGGGUGUCGUUAUGAAGGGAUGGGAGACACCCGUCUCCAGGCCAGGACGCACCCGUAUGGCUACUAAGAAGCUGACUGCAGGAUCAGGUGUAGCAGAGCAGCAGCUUGGGACCGAGGAGGCAAUGCUGAUUCUACCUCAUGGCUAUGACCCGGAUGAGGAGGACGAGCCUGCGUACUGUUUUCUUGCCCCUGCACCAGAGGAACCAGCUAGCAUGGAGGAGGCAUUAGCUGGACCAGAUAGGGACAAGUGGCUGGCUUCUAGGGAUGCUGAGUACCAGAGCCUGCUGGAGAAUGGGACAUGGGAUCUGGUGGUGCUGCCUGAUGGGAAGAAAGCGAUACAAUGCAAGUGGGUGCUGAGGAUCAAGACCGAUGACAAGGGGCAGGUCACCAUCUACAAGAGUAGGCUGGUGGCGAAGGGGUUUAUGCAGAAGGAGAAGCAGGACUUCAACGAGAUCUUUGCUCCCACUGCCAAACCCCCUACCCUCCGUGUCUUGUUGGCAGAUGCAGCUGUUAGUGGAAAAUUCAUCAUUCAGAUGGAUAUUUCAACGGCAUUCCUGAAUGGGAUUUUAGAGGAGGAUGUCUACAUGACGCAGCCGCCUGGGUAUGAGGAUGGUACGGGCAGGGUGUGCAAGCUCAACAAGUCCAUCUACGGCUUGAAGCAGGCGCCACGCUGCUGGUACCAGAAGUUGGCAACUGUUUUAGAGGAGAUGGGAUUCAGGACCAGCAGCUGUGAUGAGAGCCUCUUUCUCAAGGGCAAGGGGGAGAAGCUGGUGCUGUUUCUGGUCUACGUGGACGACAUUCUUCUCUUCAUCACCAGCAUGAAGGAGAUCCAGAAAGUGCAGCAGCAAUUGAUGGAAAACUUCAAGUGCAAGAACCUUGGGGAGGUAAAGUACUACCUCGGGAUGCACGUGGAGAGGGAUCCUGAUCACAGGUGGUUGAAGCUGCACCAGGAGAAGUUCAUCAAGGAGCUGGGGGAGAAGUAUGGGAUUGAGAAUGAGCGCAAGGUUGCAACUCCCCUGCCAGCAGAAUUCAAGCUUGUGAAGGCUGCAGAGGAUGAAGGGGUUGAAGCCGAGGAGCAGCAGCAAUUUCAGUCCUUGGGUGGUGCAGAAUCCAUCAGAGGAGCAGGUGGAUGCACCUGA
This is a messenger RNA of Closterium sp. Yama58-4, 3807 nucleotides long. The record is from the annotation of a GenBank genome assembly. Lineage: Eukaryota; Viridiplantae; Streptophyta; Zygnematophyceae; Desmidiales; Closteriaceae.